Molecule: messenger RNA, 1558 nt
Organism: Syzygium oleosum
Lineage: Eukaryota; Viridiplantae; Streptophyta; Magnoliopsida; Myrtales; Myrtaceae
Product: tyrosine--tRNA ligase 1, cytoplasmic
Exons: 10
Coding region: 128-1291 (387 amino acids)
Biological process (GO): tRNA aminoacylation for protein translation
Molecular function (GO): ATP binding; tyrosine-tRNA ligase activity
Source: RefSeq, a predicted model, not a curated record
UGUAUCGGCCAAUCCUAAAUCAAUCUCUCUCUCUCUCUCUCGCUCGCUCAAACCCUACUACAUUACAUCGGCCUCACGAAGCCACCGACGCCGUCCCCCCCUCUUUGCCGAAGACUUCAUCAUCUCAAUGGAAAACCAAGCUGAUCAGGAACCCUCUCUCGAUGAAAUGGAAUCUCUCUCCAUCAAUGCUCCGGCGGAAGGGGGCGCCUCCUCGAGUUCCCCUGCGGUCACCCAGAUGAGCCCGGAGGAGAGGUUUCGGAUCGUGAGGAGCGUCGGGGAGGAGUGCAUCCAGGAAGACGAGCUGCUGAACCUCCUGACCAAGAAGCCCGUACCCAUUUGCUAUGAUGGGUUCGAACCAUCCGGCAGGAUGCACAUUGCUCAGGGAGUCAUGAAGACGAUUAAUGUGAACAAAAUGACUUCUGCCGGAUGCAAAGUGAAGAUAUGGAUUGCUGAUUGGUUUGCUCAGUUGAACAACAAAAUGGGUGGAGACUUGAAGAAAAUCCAAACAGUUGGACGCUACUUGAUUGAGAUAUGGAAAGCUGUCGGCAUGGAUCUCACAGAUAAUAAAGUGGAAUUUCUGUGGUCGUCAGAAGAAAUUAACUCCAGGGCACAUGAAUACUGGCCACUGGUUAUGGACAUUGCCCGCCGAAACAAGCUCCCUAGGAUAAUCAGGUGCUCAACGAUAAUGGGUCGUAGCGAACAGGAUGAACUCACCGCGGCCCAAAUUCUCUACCCAUGCAUGCAAUGUGCUGACAUAUUUUUCUUGAAGGCUGACAUUUGUCAACUGGGAAUGGAUCAACGGAAGGUGAAUGUACUUGCUAGAGAGUACUGUGAUGACAUAAAGAGAAAGAAUAAGCCUAUUAUUUUGUCUCAUCAUAUGCUUCCUGGUCUGCAGCAAGGCCAAGAAAAAAUGUCAAAAAGUGAUCCGUCCUCAUCUAUCUUCAUGGAAGAUGACGAGGCUGAGGUGAACGUGAAGAUAAAAAAAGCAUACUGUCCACCUCAGAUUGUUGAAGGCAACCCUUGUUUGGAGUACAUAAAAUAUAUGAUAUUGCCGUGGUUUGAUGAGUUCAAAGUCGAGCGAUCUGCAGAUCACGGCGGUGACAAGACCUUUAAAAGCUUUGAUGAACUUGUUGUCGACUACGAAAGUGGAGAUUUGCAUCCUGGCGAUCUGAAACCAGCCCUUUCAAAGUCUUUGAAUAAGAUACUUCAGCCUGUACGUGAUCAUUUCAUCAAAGAUGCCAAUGCGAAGGAUCUGCUAAAGAGAGUUAAGGGAUACAGGGUCACCCGAUAAUGUGGCUCAUGGUCGCUAAAGGACGUGACAACCGGUUGAUUACUAUUGCAGUCGUUUUGACGAAAAUAUACUUUUAGGUUUGGACCUCAGAGAAUGUUUUUUGUCCUCGUGUUAUGAGCACGCCAAGUACUUAAUUUGCAAGCUACUGGUUACUUGCACUAAUUUACGUGACAUCUUCGUUGAAUCAACACAGGAUUUUCUUGUAAAUUGCAGUGGUGGUUAAGAAUUUGGUCAACAGUUUACCUGGUAUUGAUUUGCAUUAUUCAA